This is a messenger RNA of Recurvomyces mirabilis, 1035 nucleotides long. RefSeq lists its product as uncharacterized. Gene Ontology annotation, molecular function: protein binding; chromatin binding. The record is from RefSeq and is a predicted model, not a curated record. Lineage: Eukaryota; Fungi; Ascomycota; Dothideomycetes; Mycosphaerellales; Teratosphaeriaceae. Bases 1 to 1035 code for a protein of 344 amino acids. The transcript has 2 exons. Gene Ontology annotation, cellular component: Set1C/COMPASS complex.
AUGGCAGACCUUGCGCCCCCACCUACCACCAAAGUCUCCGACGUAAUCACCUCCUUCCGCCCAACCAAACAGUUCAAAACCAGCACCCCGGUCUCCUACACCUCCAUCGACCACGACGAUAGCGGCGAGUUCCUUCUCCUCUCCCGCACCGAUGACACCAUCCAAAUGUACAACACCAAAGCCGGCGCUCCGGCGAAGGAACUAAAGAGUCAAAAUCAGAGCAUUAUUUAUGCUAGUACCAAGGGGGAUGAUGCGAUACGAUACUUGAGCAUGCAUGAUAACAAUUUCAUACGCUAUUUCCGGGGCCAUGAGGGGAGGGUGACGAGUUUGUGUUUGAGUCCUAGUGGAGAUCAAUUCAUGUCCUCCUCUCUCGACGGCACCGUCAAGCUAUGGGACCAUCGCUCUAGUAGUGCGCAGGGAGAACUGAGGUUCGAAGACCCCUGGCUCACGGCUUACGAUCCUAGCUCGACUGUCUUUGCCGUUGCCUCACCGACGGCGCAAGCGGUGGUGUUGUAUGAUCUCAAGAACUUCGACAAACCGCCGUUUGCUACUUUCGACCUCGCGGACGUGGAGAAGAGGUAUGUGCACCUUGGUCAACGACCGGCGGAAGGCUGGACGGGGUUGGAGUUUGGGAAUAACGGGAAGUUCCUGCUUAUCACGACGAACGGGGGUGGGCAUUAUCUGCUUGAUGCUUUCUCGGGAGAUCUCGUGCACUACUUGCACAAAUCUUCUGGUAAUGGUGUGACUUCACGUCUGGCUCCGGGCGACCCGCGACCGGAUCCCACGUCAGUCUACACGCAAGCGGAUGCUUGUCUCUCCCCCGAUGGUCGUUUCGUCAUUGGCGGUAGUGGUUCGCAGAGUGGACUAGUUGUUUGGGACUCACAGGAUUCCUCGGGUGUGGACAAGGUGUUGAAGCCGUCUGCCGAUCUGCCUAGUGCCAAGUCGGCGGCGGUGGUGGCGUAUAAUCCGCGGUUCAAUUUGCUGGCGAGUGCGGAUAAGGAUGUGCUGCUCUGGCUGCCAGAUGGGGAUUUGUGA